GCAUGCGCCCCUGCCGCGGGGGCGUCCUGCCUACAAGAUGGCGGAGGCGUGCGGGACGAAUGCGGCUCCUUUUAAAUAGGAGAAGCCGGUAGCUCGGAGCGACACAGUGGGCGGCAGCAGCGCCAACAGCAGCAUUAGCGAGGUGGCUGCGUGGAUGGGGAGCGCCCGUCGCUUCUGUUUAUAAAUAGUGAUUAUUUAAGACGUUUUGCGACUGAGGUGCGCUCGCUCGCUCGCUUCCUCCGCUCCUCCUCACCCUUCGCGCCAAGUGUCGCCGGCGGCCGCCCUCCCGCAGCCAGAUGAUGAAGAUUAAGGACAACCAGACACGCACCUACGACGGCGAGGGCUACAAGAAGCGGGCGGCGUGUCUGUGCUUCAAGAACGACCGCGAGGAGGAGGUGCUGUUAGUCAGUAGUAGUCGCCAUCCAGACCAAUGGAUUGUGCCAGGGGGAGGAAUGGAACCUGAUGAGGAACCAGGCAGUGCCGCUGUGAGAGAAGUCUAUGAAGAGGCUGGAGUAAAAGGAAAGUUGGGAAGACUACUGGGAAUAUUUGAGAAUAGAGACCGAAAGCACAGGACCUACGUGUAUAUUCUCAUAGUGACGGAGAUUCUAGAAGAUUGGGAAGAUUCGGUUAAUAUUGGAAGGAAAAGGGAAUGGUUUAAAGUUGAAGAUGCCAUCAAGAUCUUGCAGUGUCACAAGCCAGUACAUGCGGAGUACUUGGAAAAGCUGAAACUGGCCUGCUCCAGCACGAACGGGAACUCGGUGGUCUCCACACUCACAGGCGACACAGCCACUUUGUACGUGACCUCGUCGCAGUCUCCAGGAAUGCCGUCUGACCUCAGAUGAAACGGACAUUGGCGUGGCCUUGCAGAUGGUGCAGCGCGUUAAUCGAUUGCACUCUGCUUUUGCAAGCAGAGUGGUCUAGUUUAGGUUGUACAUGUAUAAAUACUUUUGCAUGAAUACUUGCAGUGUUGAUAUGAUACUUUUUAUAUGUAAGAUAGUGUUGAAAACCAAAGCCAUACAUUGAUUUAUGUUAGCAUCAUUUUGUUAGACGUGCCUUUCAGGCUACUAAAUGUUUUAAGAUUGCAUUGCACAGGAGAAUAUCUUUAAUCCUGUUUCAAUUUUAAUAUGUAUAACAAGCCACAGAUGUGAAAAUUACUUUCUCCAUUGGUGCUUUACAAUGGUAAUGUGGUAGCUGAUGAAUGUUUCUCCACUUAAAUUCUGGGAAAGGCUCGGAAUAAACACUGAAAGAUCCACUAAGAGUGGUUUUGUUCAACACUCGAUUUCAAAGUGUAUGCCUUGAGAAAUGAAUUGCCCGUUUUUAAUUAUUUGGAUAACUGAUUGGAAUUCCUCUACCCUACUUCUUCACCAUCCCCACUAAAAUCAUCUUGAAAUGAAAUGCUUGAAUCCUUGACCUGAUGUGAUGCAGCAAUGGGCUUUCAUUUCAAGGUUUCACUGAACUGCAGUUGAAAAUAUAAAUAUCUCCAGCGAUUAUUUGCUAUGUUCAUCUCUCCAAUCCUAUUACAAUUAAAAUAGCAGCCACAAAAUGCUGAAGUAACUCAGCCGGGCCAGGCAGCAUCUUUGCAGAGAAGAUUCCUUCUGUCCCGCCGAGUUACUCCAGCAUUUUGUGUCUGCAUUCGAUUUAAACCAGCAUCUGCAGUUCUUUCCUACACAUAAAAUAACAGCCACUUUGGCUUUUGUACCAAAUCUGUAACUUUCUACACUGCGUAGAUUUUAUUUAAAUUUUUUUUCACCCCUUUUUAUCUUCCUGCUUUCUUUAUUUUCUUUAUUUUGUUUGCCUUCUCUACAAACUAAUUAUCCCAUACCAAAUUCACCAUGCGAUGCAAAAAUUGCUGCUUCCUUUUGAAGUCCAGCUUGUCUUUAUAAAUAUUCUCUGCCUCUUGAAUGAAAGAACUGCCACCCUGCUAUGUGGAGGAUGCUUCAGAAGAUGAAUGGAAUCUAAUUAUUGCCUGGGCAAGAUGGAAGUUCCUCAAAUAUCCUUCGCCUGAACAUUCAAUUCCCUUUCAUGUGUCUUGUUUAAAUUUGCAAGCUUGCAAGUCUGUAUUUGACAUGCAUGUACCUUGCUCAUUGCAAAAGGUGGUGGUCUGUUUUACACAAAGUAACACUCCAGGGGGGCUAGAUUUGCCAGGGAUUGGCUAAAGUGGCUUGGACGAAUUGGGGUACAGUUUUCUUUUUUGUUUUCAACAGUUGCUAGGAAGAUUUUUAUUUUUGUUUGUUUGAAAAAGCAAGGCAAUGCUGCAGAUUUUGCAGUUGUCUUUUAUGGAUUAUCGUAAUCCAGACCCAAGCAAUCUGCCCUCCUGGUUAUAGGAGUCCCCAUUAAAAUGGAGGUGGAGUGUUUCCAAUGCAGUAAAGGCCUGGAGUACAGACUUGCCCUGUCAUCAGUGUGUAUCUGGAGCACUGUUGAUUUGCAGAGAUUCCUUCUAAUAUGUAGCACUAUCCCGGUUUGUAUCAAUGGAAAUAAUCCAUUACUUUCCCCAAACGCCCACCUCCGCUGUGGCCAACAAGCAUUUUAAUUGUAAUAUUGUGAUUGCAAACAGUAGCCAAAUCACUUCUGGGAAUGAAUCUGCCUUCUCCACUCUCAGCCUGCAGUUUUCAAUAUUGCUUCAUUUCAUUGCAGUGCCUCACUGUCGGUUGAUUUCUACCUCUGUCCUAGAAACCCAUCACCUUACAAUCUUUCUGUACGGUCCCAAAGACACCAUUUGAGAGAGUCUACUGUAUUUGAUUUUAAAAAAAUCAUUUUCUUAAUGAGACUAAUAGUCUUGAAUAAAACUGAAUUUUGAACAAUGUCA
Molecule: messenger RNA, 2806 nt
Organism: Leucoraja erinaceus (little skate)
Lineage: Eukaryota; Metazoa; Chordata; Chondrichthyes; Rajiformes; Rajidae
Product: diphosphoinositol polyphosphate phosphohydrolase 2-like
Exons: 5
Coding region: 297-842 (181 amino acids)
Biological process (GO): diadenosine hexaphosphate catabolic process; diadenosine pentaphosphate catabolic process; diphosphoinositol polyphosphate metabolic process
Cellular component (GO): cytoplasm; nucleus
Molecular function (GO): bis(5'-adenosyl)-pentaphosphatase activity; endopolyphosphatase activity; diphosphoinositol-polyphosphate diphosphatase activity
Source: RefSeq, a predicted model, not a curated record